Messenger RNA from Thalassophryne amazonica, 3138 nucleotides. RefSeq names its product acidic (leucine-rich) nuclear phosphoprotein 32 family, member E (gene anp32e). The transcript is spliced from 7 exons. The coding region runs from base 102 to 821 and encodes 239 amino acids. The record is from RefSeq and is a predicted model, not a curated record. NCBI's taxonomy places the organism in Eukaryota, Metazoa, Chordata, Actinopteri, Batrachoidiformes, Batrachoididae. Gene Ontology annotation, biological process: regulation of apoptotic process. Gene Ontology annotation, molecular function: phosphatase inhibitor activity; histone binding. Gene Ontology annotation, cellular component: nucleus.
GUUUGGGGUAUCAUGGAGGAUCAGUGGACCAACAGGACUGCAGCUUCUACUCUGAUCCACGAGACCAGCCUGACAGUUCGGAUCCACACCACAGACUCAACAUGGACAUGAAGAACAGGAUCAGUCUAGAGUUGCGGAACCGGAACCCAGCUAAGGUGGCAGAGUUGGUGCUGGACAACUGUUGCUCAGUGAACGGUGAGGUGGACGGUCUGACCGAUGACUUCUCUGAUUUGGAGUACCUCAGUAUGGCCAACGCCGGUCUGACCUCGAUUGUUAAACUGCCAUCACUGCCCAAACUGUGGAAGAUGAACCUGAGCCACAACAAACUGUGUGGUUCUUUGGAGGCUUUGUCGGAGAAAUGUCCGAAUUUGAUCUACCUCAACCUGAGUGGGAAUAAGAUCAAAGAGCUGCGCACAGUGGAGCCGCUGCAAAACCUGAAGAGCCUGCAGAGCCUGGACCUGUUUAACUGUGAGGUCACUGCACUGGAGGACUACAGGGACGCCGUGUUCCAGCUGCUGCCGCAGAUUACCUACCUGGACGGCUUCGACCAGGAUGACAACGAGGCGCCUGACUCCGAAGCAGAUGAUGAAGAUGAGGAUGGCGAGGACAGGGCGGGCCCAACUCUGAAGUACAAGGACGAGGAUGAUGAAGAGGAGGAUGAGGAGGUGGGGCUGACCUUUCAGGUCAAACCGGCCGAUCAGGAUGACGAAGAGGAGGAGGAGGAAGACUCUGCAGAGGAGGAUGAAGAUGAGCAAACCACCGUUCAGGGACAGAAAAGGAAGAGAGACUUGGAAGAUGAAGAUAGCGAUGAAGAUGAUUAGUCUCACUGGUGAUGUCAUCCUGUUUCUGUCAGGCUGAGACAACCUCUGACCUUCAGCAGCAGCAGUGUGACCCAGACGUCAGGAUGGAUUCAGUUUGUACACAAUAGAAUAUUUCUGUUUGUGUUUUUAAUCAUUUGUUUCCCGUCAAACCUCCGUCACGAUGAUCCUCAAACCCGGACCGCAGACCCGAACCUUCAUGCUUUUGCAUUUCUUUAGUGGUGACUUCGUAUGGCAGCUGCAGUUCAAAAUUUAGGCUGUCGGUGGUGCUGCAGGGCAAAAGGUCCUGGAACUGGUCAAGAAGAAGAAAAGCUGAGCAGGUCAGGGUGAAGUUUCUGCUAGCUUUACAUGUUUUAUAUCUCAAUUUCUCCAAAGGUAGAAAAGAUAGCACACCCCUCAACCACUGCAGAAAAGACGGGGCUGAAUUUGAUUUCCAAUUAAAAAGUAUAAAUCUGCGUAUGAGUAGAGAGGUGAAUGCCAAGGCAUUUGCUUGAAGAUAAGAAGCUUUGUGGCUUGGAGGUGGUAUGCCAAAGAUGGCUGUAUGAUAGUCAGGUGUUAUAUUCUGGCCACAGAUUUGAGAUAAUACAUCAAAUAUCUGUCUCCAGUAGUCGCUGAGGGAGGCACAUGACCAGAACAUGUGUCCUGUUGUAGCGGGUACAUAACUGCAUCUUGGACAACCAGGAUCUGUCGUGGGGAAGAGUUUGGACAAUUUAUCCCUUGAAUUGUGCAGGUGAUGGAGUACUUUAAAUUGAAUUAAUCCAUGGCGUAUACACAAUGAUGAGGUAUGAAUAAGUUGCAAACUGUGUUGCCACGUAUCUUCCGAGAGCUCAUCUCCCAAAUCUUUUCCCCAUGCCAUUUUAAAUGGUGUACUUCAGUUGUGUGGUAACAGCGGUGUACAUGUUGGUAAAGGGUUGGAUAACAUUUCCAUAUGAACCCAGUCUGGACCCUGCUUAUUCUCAUAUGUGUAAAUCCAAUUAAUUAAUUUUAUUAUGUUAAGCAGCCCAAUAAUACCAAAGAAAAUUGGGUAAUCGCAGCCCACCCGCAUCUUUAGGAACCUCCAGGUGUAACCUUUUCAUCCUAGGGUUAGAAUUGUUCCAUAUAAAUAAAGAGAUUAAUCCAUCUAGCUGUUUAAAUGUUUUCAUUGGAAUAAAUAUGGAGAUCACAUAAAGAAAUCUAGGUAGUACUGUCAUUUUGACUAUAUUAAUAGGACCUGCCAACAAAAGUGGUAUAGUGGGCCAUUUCCCAAAAUCUUGUUUUGUUUGCUCCAAUAAUGUAUUAAAGUUGUGCUUCUCUAAGUUCUCUAUCUUACGAGUAACUUUAAUUCCUAGAUAUGCAAAUAUGUUGCAUUCUGUUUUGAAAGGACAUUCAAAAUAUUCCCCAUCUGCAUGGCCAGUUGGGAAAAGCAGACUCUUUGAGUAGUUCGAUUUGUAGCCUGAGAGGUGUCUGAAAUUUUCUAGCAUCAACAAUAGCUUUGGAAUCAAUACUGUUGGAUAAAUACAGCAGCAAGUCAUCUGCGUAUAACGCCACUUUAUGGACUUUACCACCACGGAAGAUACCAGUGAUGCCCUCUUCUGCUCUAAGGGCUAUAGCAAGGGGUUCACUCGCCAGAUCGAACAGAUAUGGGGAGAGACCGCAACCCUGCCUGCAGGACCUGUAAAGGUGGAAAUGGUCAGAAAUAUUGUUAUUGGUCUGUACAGCCGCAGUGGGUUCAUCAUAUAUUAUUUUAAUCCAUGUUAAAAAUGAUGGUCCAAAGCCAAUUUUUUCUAAAACAGCAAACAGGUACUGCCAUUCAACACUCUCAAAUGCUUUUUCUGCAUCCAGGGAGACCACCACCUCUGUGGUCUCCCUGAUACAAGAUAUUUAGUAAUCUACGCAUAUUAUAAAAUUGUCUACCUGGGAUGAAACCUGUUUGAUCCGGAUCAGUGACUGUUGCAAUUACACCAUACUAUACCUUUUUGGAAUCGUUAUGAUCAGACAAAUAAUGUGGUAUAGUUUUCAACAUGAUUGGAGCAUUUUUAAAUUUUGACCCCUGUUUACUUCUUUGUUGACCCCUGUAGCUCAUUAGAGGUCAGCUCCAGGAUGGCUCCAUAUCUGGAAAAUAACCAUUAGUUAAUUUAGAAUAUGUGUGCCAAAUUCCAUGCUUUUAUCAGAAAAUGAACAAUUGUUUUGCUAUGCUGACCCACUAUCUUCAGGUUCCUGCACGUCAAGUUAUUGUAACGGCGCCCUCUGCAGUCUACUUGUGCUAAAGCUGCAAAGAUCUCUGAAUUUGUCAAGAAGAUCCCCCCCUGCAGGAAUAUAACGUGUCUACCACCCUUAAAAA